GUGGACUUGUAUGAGUUACUUAUGCAUAGUUAAUAUGUAACCUUAGGGUGAUGGAGAUCAGCGAUGCCAUGCAAACUUGAACGUUAAAUAACAUCGAUUGAGUCAGUCCGAGUCCCUGUGAAGGAAUUGAGGAACAUAACUUUGCUCCAUGUGGUAGCGUGCAUGUCAUGAUAUCUGCCAGUGUCAAUCAUAUGGGACUGUUUGGUCCACGCAGAGAUUACUUUGGUUAAUAUAGUUUGUAAGGACGCAGAUCUCUCUGUGGCCACUUCCCCUAUCUUAUCAGCUUGCCGUUAUUCCGGAAACCCCGGUCGGCUCUCUCCUUUGGACAGCUGGUUUCUCUUUAUCGCACAAGGCUCACGGAAGAAGGUUGUGCAAUGAUUUGUAUUCCGCCCACAGCUCGCGGGGUAGCUCGUGUUCCAAAGUUAUCGAAAGAAUAAUACAACGCUGGAGAGAUUCGACGGAUUCGUAUUGGGCAUCUGCUGCAACUUCGGCAGUUAAUCCCGUUCAAUCGCAGAGCGCAACAUGAGGACAUUUCUGGGAUUGUUCAUGAUGAUGAUUGUCUCAGGUGACAACGAGGUGCCGAUCAAUGGAUUCUUAAAAGACAGUGUCCUUCUGCCAUGCAAUUGCUCAGGCAGAAACUUGAGCAGAGUCGUUAAGUGGCAAAUGGAAGGUCUAAAUGGACUGUCUCGUGUGCUGGAAUUAGACGUCGGGAACACUUCAGACUCCUUUGACAGAUACAAGGGCAGAGCCAAAAUAUUUGUGGCUAACUGCUCUCUUCUCUUAACCAACAUCACAGCAGAAGACCAGGGGAAAUACACAUGCCGUUUUUAUGUACAAGAGCUAUACAUGUAUUCUGUUAGAAAGCUUAACAUUUCGGCAGCAAAGUACAAUGUUUGUCAGCAACCUGCCAGGAACCUGGAUGGGGAUGUAAGGGUAAUGGUUUUCCAGUGCGAUGCAACAGGACGCUACAGAGAAGCUGAGAUUCAGUGGUACUUGGAUGGAGAGCUUCUUUCAAAUUCAUCCAAAACUAACAUAACCCACACGUCCCCCGUGGGUACUCCCACUGGUCACUACAAAUUCAAGACCACACUCUUCACUCAAUUCGAAUGGACCGCAGAGCCUAUAUGUGGCAUGAAAGUCAAAGGCAUUCCAUCACACAUUGAAUAUGUCUGCGAGGAAGGGACAGGUUAUUUUACCAGCCAACAACAAAAAUGCUCCAUGAGAUACUUUAAAAUCAUCCCCAUUGUGUUGGUGCUUGGACUUUCACUGGUCUUGUGGUGCCGCUGGAAUUGAGUGAGGGAAGUCAUUUCUUCCCUCCACAUGAUUUCGUCUUGGAUAAAAAGGGGUUUACAGGGGACAAGAGAAGUGGAGACUGACAACUGAACACAAAGGAAAACUGUGGUAUUUAAUGAACGUGGUAUCAAGCCAAUACAGAGACAGUCAAGUUUGAUCCUGUGCUCAUGCCACUCAUGGAUUGUGUUCAUUUUUUAACAAUUUUUUUAUGGAUGUUUGUUGGAUGAUUUAAUAUUAUCUCCUUAGUUUGGCCUCUGUCAAAGAAGAAAGUCCACUGUGAAGAUGAACUCAUGAAUUUUAAAUGUUUUCGAUCACACUUCAGUUACAAACAAGAAAAGUUAAAAAUCAUCACACAACAAUGUUUGUGCUAUUGUAGAUUAUAUUAUUAUAUUGAACAAUAUGAAUGGAAAAAACUAUUCAUUUUAAAAUAAUACCACAUUAUUUGAAAAAAUGGUGUAUUGUAUUGUUAAAGGUCAACAAGUGAGUUGUUUUUUUUAAAUGAACAAAAUUUAAAGAGAUUCAGAUUCAUUGCCAUGAACUUGUGCGUGUGUGGUUUGACUACCCUGAACAUAAUCAAAAUCGUUCUAUAAAAUAAGUUUCAUUAAUCGUCUUUAAGUUUUAAAUAUCAAUAAUCAUUACAGAAAUACAGCAUAAAACUGUGCCAUUUGAUGUGUAAUAAACCUUGGUGGUCAGGCAUACAAAAUACACUUAAAGUGCCACUAUUUGCAAGUUAUUAAUACAGAUAUAUUUAUAUACAUGUACAUGUAAUAAUUUAAAGAAUUUUCUUUGCCUAUACACCAAUCACCCAUAACAUUAAAAUCAAUUACCCUUUUUAAAGUUGUGGCUGAUUAAAGUAUCAGGGUGUGUUUAAAAAAACAACCAUUUCUUCUGUAAUUGCCUUUAAGACUGGUUACACUGAAUGUUGUUGCUUUGCCAGAGUAGUUUCAUCUUUGUAAAUAAACAGGUUAUUGUCAUUUUACUGUAUGUAACCUAGACGGUUUUAGAUUAAGCCCCUGGGGCAUGUUUGUGACAUUGAAUGGGUAUGACGCCAAGGGGGAAUAACUGACAAUGAUCCCUAUCUGGACUACCAGACAAUCUCUAGCCAGAAUUUUUUUUUUUCUGUCUGACAAGAUUUUGUUGAACUGUGAAACAAACAGGAUAGAAUCUGAAGCAAGCUGGAAAAGAGGGAAUUGCAUUAAUAUGCGACAAUGUGCAUGUGUGGACUGUUUUUCAAGGUUCAAAAAAGGUUUAAAGUAAUCUCGCCUUGGAAUAACAAACCCAAAUAUUCCAUUUGUGCUUUUGAUGUAUGCAGGUCACUGCAAAAGCUUUGCUGAUGUAUCAUAUUAUUUGCCACUGCUUACGCCUGCUGUUGGAUUAGCAGCAUGUUUGGACGGGUUAGUGGAACGUACACCAAGGAAAAAGUCUUACUUAUUUUUGUCUUGCUGGAAAAAGUGUGUCAACGUUCGGCAGUGCGUGUACUGUGUGGGAGCGUGAGAAAUCUUUUAUUGUGGUAUACCCCGCAUUUUAUAUCUGAAAUCACCUCAGGCAUUUUACUGUACAUUUACAGUUAAAAGUUGCAAGAUAAGUUAAUUAGCCAGAUUUUUUUUUAAAUGUCGAAACACAUUUCCCAUUUUUCUUUGGCAGCAGAUGGUAACUAUUUGUGAUACUUUUGUACAGAGAAUAAAUGCACUUACUUGUA
Molecule: messenger RNA, 2992 nt
Organism: Scophthalmus maximus (turbot)
Lineage: Eukaryota; Metazoa; Chordata; Actinopteri; Pleuronectiformes; Scophthalmidae
Product: ICOS ligand
Exons: 4
Coding region: 523-1293 (256 amino acids)
Biological process (GO): negative regulation of T cell proliferation; cellular response to lipopolysaccharide; cell surface receptor signaling pathway
Cellular component (GO): external side of plasma membrane
Source: RefSeq, a predicted model, not a curated record